AUGCUGACCGGGGUGACCGAUGGGAUCUUCUGCUGCCUGCUGGGCGCACCACCCAACACCGUGGGGCCCCUGGAGAGCGUGGAGUCCAGCGAUGGCUACACCUUUGUGGAGGUCAAGCCAGGCCGCGUACUGCGGGUGAAACACGCCGGGCCCGCCCCGGCCCCUACCCCGCCGCCGCCACCAGCGGCAUCCCCGGAUGACGCCCAGGAGGACCGUUCCGGCCUGGUCCGUUGUCAGCGUCGGAUCACCGUGUACCGCAAUGGUCGGUUGCUGGUGGAGAACCUGGGCCGCGAGCCACGAGCUGACCUCCUGCACUGGCAGAAUGGCUCAGGGGAGCCGCCCACCGCCCUGGAGAAGCGGACCAUCCACAUUGACUGCGAGAAGCGCAUCACCAGUUGCAAGGGCGCCCAGGCUGACGUGGUGCUCUUUUUCAUCCACGGGGUGGGCGGCUCCCUGGCCAUCUGGAAGGAACAGCUGGACUUCUUUGUGCGCCUGGGUUACGAGGUGGUAGCUCCUGACCUGGCAGGCCACGGGGCCAGCUCAGCUCCGCAGGUGGCUGCCGCCUAUACCUUCUACGCGCUGGCGGAGGACAUGCGCGCCAUCUUCAAGCGAUACGCCAAGAAACGCAACGUGCUCAUCGGGCAUUCGUACGGCGUCUCCUUCUGCACAUUCCUGGCCCAUGAGUACCCAGACCUGGUGCACAAGGUGAUCAUGAUCAACGGCGGGGGGCCCACGGCACUGGAGCCCAGCUUCUGCUCCAUCUUCAACAUGCCCACGUGCGUCCUGCACUGCCUGUCCCCCUGCCUGGCCUGGAGCUUCCUCAAGGCCGGCUUCGCCCGCCAAGGGGCCAAGGAAAAGCAGCUACUGAAGGAGGGCAACGCAUUCAACGUAUCGUCCUUCGUGCUGCGUGCCAUGAUGAGCGGUCAGUACUGGCCCGAAGGCGACGAAGUGUACCACGCCGAGCUCACCGUGCCAGUCCUGCUGGUCCACGGCAUGCAUGACAAAUUCGUGCCAGUGGAGGAGGACCAGCGCAUGGCAGAGAUCCUGCUGCUGGCCUUCCUGAAGCUCAUUGAAGAGGGCAGCCACAUGGUGAUGCUCGAGUGCCCGGAGACUGUGAACACGCUGCUCCACGAGUUCCUGCUGUGGGAGCCCGAGCCCACGCCGCAGGCCCUGCCCGCGCCCCCAGAGGAGAAAAAGUAG
Messenger RNA from Elephantulus edwardii (Cape elephant shrew), 1200 nucleotides. It is a transcript of the gene ABHD8, whose product is annotated as abhydrolase domain containing 8. The transcript is spliced from 5 exons. The record is from RefSeq and is a predicted model, not a curated record. Lineage: Eukaryota; Metazoa; Chordata; Mammalia; Macroscelidea; Macroscelididae. Gene Ontology annotation, molecular function: catalytic activity. The coding region runs from base 1 to 1200 and encodes 399 amino acids.